Molecule: messenger RNA, 2692 nt
Organism: Spizellomyces punctatus DAOM BR117
Lineage: Eukaryota; Fungi; Chytridiomycota; Chytridiomycetes; Spizellomycetales; Spizellomycetaceae
Exons: 1
Coding region: 78-2456 (792 amino acids)
Molecular function (GO): oxidoreductase activity; molybdenum ion binding
Source: RefSeq, a predicted model, not a curated record
GACAGUUGGACUUUUUGGCUUAAAAGAACGGUCGACAAGGUUCAUCUGCGUUAUCGCAUGGACACUAACUUGGCGCAAUGGGACAUGCCCACAAGACUCAGAACGCUUUCGAUGCUUACGACCCCGACAACUGGGUCAAGCGCAACGAACGUCUGGUCAAGCGUACAGGAAUCCUACCUCUAAAUGCAGAAACUCCAGUAGAAGUACUGUUGAAUGAAGCCGUCACGCCUUCAUCGCUUCACUACGUGAGGAAUCAUGGCGCUGUGCCAAAGCUGGACUGGGCAAAGCAUGUCAUUGAGCUAAAGGCUGGAGACAACACAAUCAACAUCUCGAUGGAUCAACUCGAGAAAGACUACGAGCCUUGCACUCUUCUUGUCACAUUUGCGUGUGAUGGAAUUCGCAGAAAGGAACUCAAUGAAAUUCGACGUUCCAACGGAUUUGACUGGGCUACGGGAGCUGUUUCCACUGCCAAAUGGAAAGGGGCGCUCCUGAGAGAUGUUCUCCAGAAAAACUUUUCCGACUUGCAAAAGUACAAGUUUGUACUCUUUGAAGCGUGCGAUGAUCUUAAUAAUGGAUCGUACGGAACAAGUAUUCCGAUAGAUCAUGCACUCGAUCCAUCCGCAGACGUCCUUAUUGCAUAUGAAAUGAAUGACGAACGCAUUCCUCCUGAUCACGGAUAUCCUGUUCGCACAGUUCUUCCUGGAUGUGUUGGUGGUCGCAUGGUAAAAUGGUUGAAACAAAUCAUCUUGUCUGAAAAGGAGUCCCAAAACUGGCAUCAUUUUCACGACAACCGGGUGCUCCCGCCGACGAUUACGAACAAUGCCAUGGCUAGCGGCAUCUGGAAGAAUCCCGAUUAUCUUCUGUAUGAAUUAAAUGUCAAUUCUGUCAUUCUAUUUCCUGCCCACGGUCAGAAACUUGAUGUUAAGGACAUUACAUCCAAUUUCACGGUGACAGGAUAUGCAUAUGACGGAGGAGGAAGGAAGAUUAGCAGAGUGGAGGUAACUUUGGAUGGAGGUGAAUCUUGGAAUGAAUGCAAGAUUGCCUAUCCGGAAGACUAUGAGCCUCGACACGGACGAAAGUGGUGGGUCAUGUGCAAGUGGAGCAUCGAGUUUCCGGCGUGGAAAGUUGUUUCGGCUAGAGACAUGGCAGUUAGAGCUUGGAAUGCCUCGCUGAAUACCCAGCCAGAGCACCACACGUGGAAUUUACUCGGAAUGAUGAACAAUGCUUGGUACCGGGUGCAAGUUCGUAGAGCCCAGGCAGAAUGCGUGGAAUUUGUACAUCCUGUUCGAACCUCACCCGGUGAAGGAGUCAAGGGAUGGUUGGAAAAGGCACCGGUCGCAUACCAGGAAAAUGUUCCCAAUCGCAACUACAGCUGGGAAGAAGUAGCAAAGCACAAGGCACGAGAUGACUGUUGGAUUGUUGUCAAUGGCAAAGUCUACGACGUUACAGAUUUUUUGAGUCAACAUCCCGCCGGUCCAGGACCUAUCAUGGCGCAUGCGGGAACAGACGCAACCGCAGUCUUCACCGACAUCCACUCUGAAGAUGCACACGUUCUGAAAGCCUCCUAUGUGAUUGGACACAUUGGUCAAAAAGUCCUCAAAGCUCACAUUUCUGAACGUGCCAAACACCCCAAUCUGACACCCGACGGACACGCCAUCGUCUUGAAUCCCCACAGGUGGAUACCAGUCACACUCGUCAAGAAAGAGUCGAUCACUCACGAUACUCGACGGUUCACGUUCGGGUUACCUUCCAAGGAGGACAGAAUGUGGCUACCUUGGGGUAAGCACAUCAAUUUAGCCAUCACACAAGAAACCCGCAUGGUGGUGCGCCCCUAUACGCCAGUCAAACCAAUCCUCGAGGAAGAAGACGAUGGGACAUUUGACCUCGUUAUCAAGAUCUAUUUUCCCAGCGAAGACCGACCAGGAGGCGAGCUAACCCAAAUGCUAGAAGGUCUGAAAAACGGAGACGAAGUGAAAAUUAAAGGACCUGAAGGCGAGAUCUAUUACACGGGCAAAGGCUCAUUCGACGUUAUGGGCCAUUUUAUCCACUGCAAAAAAGUCAAUUUUAUCGUCGGUGGAACAGGGUUGACACCAGCUUUGGCGGUCAUCCGAGCAGCCCUCCUGGCCGAAAAAGGCCGACACCUUCAAAUUAGCCUUGUUUACGCAAAUAAAACCACGGACGACAUACUGUGCGGAGACGAACUUGACCAUUUUUUGAAAGAGUUUAAGGAUAACUUCAAACUAUGGCACGUCAUUAGCCGCCUGGGCGACUCGGAAAAGAAAAAUUGGCCUUAUGGGUCAGGACACAUUGAUGGAAAAACUCUUCAAGACCAUUGCUUCCCACCGGCAGACGACACGGCGUGCUUUGUUUGUGGACCACCUGCGAUGGUUGCCCAAGCUGUUAUGCCUAAUUUAGCAGAACUUGGAUUUGACGAGGAUCAUGUCUUUGAAUUUUAGUCUAGGGCGGACCUCCGUAGGCAGCGUAAGACAAUUGAAAAGAGAUGCACAGAAUUCCUCGUAGAGAGCACCCAUUCUCUUGGCGUGCUUCGAGGAUGCCAUCUCGACAAAGAGGGCCAAAUUACGAUGUAAGACGUUGGUAUAUGUAUACAAAAGUAGUCCAACCCAUUAGGUACAUUUCUACAAUCCUACGAUAUCUACAGAAAAAACAUGACUCUUUUUCCAUUUAACGAAUA